Molecule: messenger RNA, 1270 nt
Organism: Ornithodoros turicata
Lineage: Eukaryota; Metazoa; Arthropoda; Arachnida; Ixodida; Argasidae
Exons: 12
Coding region: 548-1087 (179 amino acids)
Source: RefSeq, a predicted model, not a curated record
UCCCAGCUCUCCGCAGCUGUCAGAGGAGCUGUGAGUGCGAGUUUUGGUUUGUGAUCGUGCGUUUCAAGGAUCUUGAAUUGCGUGUGUUUGCUGCAGUUGCACUUGAAACUUCAUUUACAUUCUUCAGCGUGUAGGAGAUGCCGACCUGCUGCGUGCAACGCUGCAGAUCGCGCUCUCUUCGCAAAGAGCCUGGAGUUUCAUUCCAUUCGUUUAAAAAAACCCACAGCUAAGAGCAAAAUGGAUCGAGGCCUUGGGGAAAGACGUGAACUGGGUGCCGCCAGAGUGGAGCCGAGUUUGUUCGAAGCACUUUCACCCAGACGACUUCGUCCAAACGCAGUCUCUCGUCCGACUUCGUCCAUGUGCAGUUCCCAGAUUUUUCCCACAACAUGAGGUUGCUUCUACAUCAUUCGCAACACCACUGCAAACACAGGGGCGAGCCAUAGAGACUAGCUUUGAGCUGCUGUGGGACCCUCUCACCACUAUGGAAAUGGAAGUGGAUAGUUGAAGUCCUUCCACGGAACACCUCCCUGUUGAGCCGGUGUCGCAAAUGAGCCAGGUAGUGGCUCCACCAUCACUGAUGAACCUCGUGACACAAAAGGGCACGUCACCAAUUCCCUGUGACUCUCUGGUUGACACGCAGGCGGAGAGUUCUAGUUCUGUGAUGGGAGGUGCACCCUCUGUGGAGCAAGUUCAACAGGAAUCCCCCGUGCUAUCACAAGAAUACAUGGAGGAAAAGGAACAGCAUGUUUCUGAACUCCUGUGGGACCCUCUUGUCAGCGUGGACACUGAGGAAGCUGAAGGACCACGAGAGGGCACAAGUGGGUCUGCACUCGAGGAAGACUCAUCCCCUGGUUCUGGAAACCAUGCAAGUCAGGUUGAAGAGAAAAGAUUUACUUCCCUCCCUGGCCCUUCUACAAGUGCGCAAAAGUUAUGGGUAAGCUCAGUCCCGUGUGUAGGUGCUGCAGACACACAGCUGCUAGCAUUACGCAGUCAUUCAUCGUUCGGCAAAAGCCCCGGAUCCUUCUGUCUUGCAUGGUGUGUAAUUUUAGGUUACAGAGCAGGUGCAUAUAGCCGCAUCUGCAUUUAAAUCUAUCCAUACUGAUUCUCUUCUCACAUGGCAGAAUGUGCAUGCAUUUUAACCUCACUGCUCGAAAUAAAAUGUAUACUAAACACUUAUGACUGAUGAUUCAAUGAUGAUUUUACUAACAUCUACUGACUCUGUUCUGCACAAUGUACUCCUCUAUGUGAAUCAAUAAACAAAUGAAUUUUU